Cylas formicarius (sweet potato weevil) is the source of this 921-nucleotide messenger RNA. It is a transcript of the gene RpL7, whose product is annotated as large ribosomal subunit protein uL30. The transcript has 4 exons. NCBI's taxonomy places the organism in Eukaryota, Metazoa, Arthropoda, Insecta, Coleoptera, Brentidae. The coding region runs from base 125 to 883 and encodes 252 amino acids. Gene Ontology annotation, cellular component: cytosolic large ribosomal subunit. Gene Ontology annotation, molecular function: RNA binding; structural constituent of ribosome. The record is from RefSeq and is a predicted model, not a curated record. Gene Ontology annotation, biological process: maturation of LSU-rRNA from tricistronic rRNA transcript (SSU-rRNA, 5.8S rRNA, LSU-rRNA).
GAUGUAAAGUUGAUGUUCGCGCUCUAUCAACGGUGGUUGAUUAACCAACACAUAUACUUUCACUCGGCAAGUUCUAUAACUAACUUUUACUUAUACCCUGUGAUUCUUCGGUCUUUCUGGAAAUAUGGCGCCGACGGCUGAGAAGAAAACGAAAACAGUAAAGGGAUUGCCAGCAGUGCCCGAAUCGGUAUUGAAGCACCGAAAAAGGCGGGAGGCGUCUCGUCUUAAGCGAUUGGAAUCUGAAUUUAAAAAAAAGAAGAAUCAGAUAAAGAAACGUAAAGACAUUUUUAAAAGAGCUGAACAAUAUGUUAAGGAAUAUCGAUUGCGAGAACGCGAUGAAAUCAGACUUAUCAGGCAAGCGAAGAAUAGAGGGAACUUCUAUGUGCCUGGUGAAGCUAAAUUAGCUUUUGUUAUUCGUAUAAAGGGUAUUAAUAAAGUGGCACCAAAAGUCCGUAAAGUUCUGCAGUUGUUCCGAUUGCUGCAGAUCAACAAUGGAGUAUUUGUAAAGCUUAACAAAGCCACUAUUAACAUGCUGAGAAUAUGUGAGCCUUACAUUACUUGGGGCUAUCCUAACCUCAAAUCCAUAAGAGAACUCAUUUACAAGCGUGGAUUUGCUAAAGUAAAUGGCCAGCGCAUUCCCAUAACAAGCAAUCAAAUUAUUGAGGACAGACUGGGCAAAUCUGGCAUAAUCUGUAUUGAAGAUUUGGUACAUGAAAUUUUCACUGUCGGGUCUAAUUUUAAAUAUGCCUCAAACUUCCUCUGGCCCUUCAAGCUUAAUACUCCGACUGGUGGAUGGCGCAAGAAGACCAAUCACUACGUUGAGGGUGGAGAUUUUGGCAACAGAGAAGAUAAAAUCAAUGAGCUUCUUAGAAGGAUGGUGUAAAACCAUUGUUUGAUGAAAUAAAUUAUAACAUCUAAAAU